AAAGAACUCAUGGAUCUAUAGUGGCUGAUCAACGUACCUUUGAACAAUACAAAAACGCUUCUUCCAACUAAAUUAGGCAAUUAAAUAAAAAAAACUUGGUGUAAAAUGGCUCUUUCAAAAGUUUCCCCGUCAAAUAUGGAAAUAGAAAGACUAAUACCAAAAGUUGACGAACUGUUGAGAGAUAUGGAUGUACUAAUAAAAGAAUCUCAAACUGAAGAAGAAAAGUUAAUGCAAGCGCUAAAGAGUCGUUUAAUUAUGGUUCAAGCAAUGGUUCAUAAAAGAUCUAAAGAAAUAUUGGCCGAUUUAGAAAAGCAAUUUAAAGAUAAGCGGGAAUCUUUAAAGUCCUUUUCAGAUGAAGUUAUGAAAUUGAAAACUUAUCACAGCAGCAUGAUAAAAAAUCCAAGUAUUAUGAGCGACUUGGUCGAAAGGAAACUUGACACAAUGAGACGUUGUAUAAGUCUCAAUUACAACGAAAAUGACCUCGCAAAAAUUGCAGAUGUUACAGUAAGUGAUUGUUUUAAGAAUAAUUUAAAGAAGAAGAAGAUUAUUCUCCUGGAAGACAAUGUCGAUAUAAAACGUAUAAUCGUCAGAGAAGAUUCCAUAUACAUGUUGAAAUUAUUGAAUGGAGAGGUUAUACUUACUGCGUAUUCUAACAAAGCAAUCUUUAUUAAGGAUCUAUGGAGAGAAAUCGGAUUUGCAUCAGAUUUUGAUAUUGAUUUCGAAAGACGUACUGUCUAUGUAUCAGAUGUUGGAUCCGAUAUUAGAAGAUCUAAAUUCUCCAUGGAUGGAUUAUCAUUUUCAAGAUGGUCUGACACGCAUAGAGUUACCAAUAUAUUUUGCAUGAAAAAUGGUCUUAUCAUUUACGAAUGCGGCGGUUGGUACAACGAUUAUUGUGAAAAUAUUAUCAUGCUAGAUUUUGAAGGAACUGAGGUAUGGAGGUUAAGACUGGCCGAGCAUGUGUCAAUUAACGUUUGCUAUAGCAAGAGUCUAAUUGCUACGUUGUGUGGUAAAACUCCUAUCAUUUAUGAUGGAAAUGGUAACCCGAUAAGUACAAUUGCUCCCCAACGUUUCGACACGGAUGGAGCUAAUUUGCUAUCAUUUAAUGUUUUUGGUCUAAUCUGCGCUUUUCGCAACUAUAAUAAAGCUUUCAGAUUCUGUGAAAGAGAUUGGAAAUGGAUACCAGUUGAUAUUGGCUUUAAACCUAAAAGAUUAGCUGUGUACAAUGAUCUUUUUGAAACGAGAAUCUAUGCUGUUGAAGAGAAUAAUAAAGAAAGGAGGCUCUACGUAUUCCUCGACUAGUAUAUUUAAAAUUUGUUAUCAAGUUAUUUUUUAAAUUAGUGAAGAGUGAUUUGUUUUCUUAUGAAAAGCCAUUUGUUAUUUAUAUUUGUAAAAUAAAGUUUAGUAAAGUGCUAUUUUAAGCUCCU
This is a messenger RNA of Dimorphilus gyrociliatus, 1424 nucleotides long. NCBI's taxonomy places the organism in Eukaryota, Metazoa, Annelida, Polychaeta, Dinophilidae. The record is from the annotation of a GenBank genome assembly.